Carassius carassius (crucian carp) is the source of this 1646-nucleotide messenger RNA. RefSeq names its product tropomodulin-1-like. The record is from RefSeq and is a predicted model, not a curated record. Gene Ontology annotation, molecular function: tropomyosin binding. Gene Ontology annotation, cellular component: striated muscle thin filament; myofibril. Bases 351 to 1487 code for a protein of 378 amino acids. Lineage: Eukaryota; Metazoa; Chordata; Actinopteri; Cypriniformes; Cyprinidae. Gene Ontology annotation, biological process: myofibril assembly; muscle contraction; pointed-end actin filament capping. The transcript is spliced from 11 exons.
UCUGCGCUACUGGGUUUGUGGAAAGUUUGAUCGACACCGACUGCUAGUCGUGUUGAAAGAAGGCUCAAACUGUAACUACUUUUCAAUAUUUUGACUUUUCUCCGCCGUGUCAAGCGCUGUUUUUCUAUGAACCUUUGACUUGAGAAUCCAUUGCUUGAGGCAGCAGCGCAUUUGUGUGAAUUAGCGGCUUUCGAAAAGAAACCAUAUCUGGUCAAAGUAUUCAGCUGUCACAUGCGCUAUAUAUAGUGUGGGAUAAGCGCUGUCUGAAGUGCUGUGGUUGGGGGAGCUCGACUGUUCCUGUCUUUUUUUCCCUUUCUUCUGUCCACUUCUUCUAUUUGAUCUUGUUCACCAUGUUCCGUAAAGAGAUGGACAAGUACCGGGAUGUGGAUGAGGAUGAGCUCUUGCAGAAGCUCAGUGAAGAAGAGCUCAGGAGACUUGAAGAUGAACUUGAAGAGCUGGAUCCCGAUAACGCACUGUUGCCGGCAGGAUUCAGACAGAGGGAUCAGACUAAGAAAGCUCCGACCGGAACGUUCCAGAGAGAUAACCUUCUAGCUCACCUGGAGAAACAGGCCAAAGAACAUCCAGAUCGAGACGAUCUUGUUCCCUACACUGGCGAGAAAAGAGGAAAAGCAUGGGUGCCUAAGACCAAAGGUGUUGACCCUAUCCUGGAAGAUGUCACUCUGGAGCCUGAACUAGAGGAGGCGCUAUCUAGUGCUACUGACGCAGAAUUGUGCGAUAUAGCAGCCAUUUUGGGCAUGCACACUCUGAUGAGUAAUCAGCAGUAUUAUGAAGCAUUGGCCAGCAGUACUAUCGUCAACAAACAAGGCUUAAACAGUGUAAUCCAGUGUACUCAGUAUAAGCCUGUGCCAGAUGAGCAGCCCAAUGACACAGAUGUAGAGGAAACACUACAGGGAAUCAAGAGAAAUGAUCCAGACCUUGUUGAGGUCAACCUAAACAACAUCAGGAAUAUUCCAAUCCCAACUCUGAAAGCGUAUGCUGAAGCUCUAAAAGGGAACAGUGUUGUGGAACGCCUGAGCAUCGUUGGCACCAGAAGUAACGAUCCUGUGGCCUUUGCUCUAGCAGACAUGCUGAAAGUGAACACCACUCUAAAGAGUCUAAAUGUUGAGUCAAACUUCAUUACUGGAGCUGGAAUUCUGGCACUCGUGGAAUCUUUAAAGUGCAACACUACACUGCAGGAGCUAAAGAUUGACAACCAGAGCCAGCCUUUGGGUAAUAAGGUUGAGAUGGAGAUAGCUAACAUUUUGGAGAAGAACACUACUCUGCUGAAGUUCGGAUACCACUUCACCCAGCAGGGCCCACGCUUGCGUGGAUCUAAUGCCAUGAUGAACAACAAUGACCUGGCACGUGUAGUUCGGUCGGACUCAGAUGGAGCGAUCACAUUCACACUGUCAGUCCCUGAGCUGGAAAGAGCCUUCUGUAAAAAGUUCAAGUUCACAUCAAAACUCAAUAAGAAAGAGAAGGCUUGAAGGAGGACCCAUCUUUCCUAAAUGUCGGACAAAUGUGUAGCAGCAUCGGGAACCCUCUAUGGCCUGGGACCUGCAUCACACCCCAUCUCAUCCAAAAUCCUCCCUACAUUUCUGUCCCUUUAACAGAUAAAUCACAGGAUCAUCUAAAAAAAAAAAACA